Molecule: messenger RNA, 1557 nt
Organism: Malus domestica (apple)
Lineage: Eukaryota; Viridiplantae; Streptophyta; Magnoliopsida; Rosales; Rosaceae
Product: cysteine synthase 2
Cellular component (GO): cytoplasm
Source: RefSeq, a predicted model, not a curated record
UUCUUUCUGUUUCGGUAACAAAAGCUGUCACGGUUCGAACCGCCAAAAAUGGCGCCUGUGAGAAGCACAGGCGCUAUUGUGGCGGCAGUCUCUGUGUCAAUGGCGUUGCUCUCUCUCUUCCUCUACAAGUCCAAACUCUCCUCCAAAAAGACCAAACUAACCCUGCCCUCGAAGAAAAAUCACACGAAUGGCCUCGUUGGUGCCAUCGGCAACACCCCUCUGAUCCGCAUCAACAGCCUCUCUGACGCCACCGGCUGUGAAAUUCUUGGGAAGUGCGAGUUUUUGAACCCGGGAGGGAGUGUGAAAGACAGAGUUGCUGUCAAAAUUAUUGCAGAGGCUUUGGAAUCUGGAGACCUUGCUCCAGGUGGAGUAGUCACUGAGGGGAGUGCAGGAAGCACAGCUAUAAGCCUUGCUACGGUUGCUCCUGCUUAUGGUUGCAAAUGUCACGUGGUUAUACCUGAUGACGCUGCUAUUGAGAAGUCUCAAAUACUUGAAGCCCUGGGAGCGACUGUUGAAAGGGUAAGACCAGUGUCAAUUACGCACAGAGACCACUUUGUGAAUAUUGCUAGGCGACGGGCAACGGAAGCAAAUGAAUUAGCAAUGAAGCAUAGGAAAGAUGAACAAAUGAAUGGCCAAGCCCUUGAGCAGACUAAUGGUUUCCAAUGUGAUGGAGAGAAACAAAGUGUGGUAUCAAGUUACACAGGUGGUUACUUUGCUGAUCAGUUUGAAAAUAUGGCAAACUUCCGGGCCCACUAUGAGGGUACCGGGCCUGAAAUUUGGGAACAGACUGGAGGAAAUGUAGAUGCAUUUGUGGCGGCAGCAGGAACAGGUGGUACAGUGGCUGGUGUGUCCAGGUUUCUCCAGGAAAAGAAGUCUAAUGUUAAGUGCUUCCUGAUAGAUCCCCCUGGUUCCGGUUUAUACAAUAAAGUUACAAGGGGAGUGAUGUACACUAGAGAGGAGGCUGAAGGACGAAGGCUAAAAAAUCCAUUUGACACGAUAACUGAAGGAAUUGGAAUCAAUAGAAUAACAAAGAACUUUAUGAUGGCAAAACUUGACGGGGCUUUCCGAGGCACAGAUAAAGAAGCUGUUGAAAUGUCCAGGUUUCUUAUGAAGAACGAUGGGCUCUUUUUGGGGAGUUCUUCGGCCAUGAAUUGUGUUGGAGCAGUCCGAGCGGCACAGGCACUUGGUCCCGGUCACACAAUUGUGACCAUUUUAUGCGAUAGUGGGAUGAGACAUUUGAGCAAAUUUUUCAGCGCUGAGUAUCUGUCUCAAUAUGGAUUGACACCCUCGGCUAGCGGAUUAGAGUUCCUGGGUGUUGGAUGAGGUUCUGCAUCGGCCAAGAGGAUCCAUUUCUCUCUCUGCAGUUCCAUCCAAAGAGCAGCAACACUUUAGCAGUCACAUUCAAGAGAUUAACAUGACAAUUCUGUUCGAUUAAAUUCCCGAAGAUUACAUAAUUUUGUACUGGCAAAAUGUUUGCAUCUCUUCGAUUUUUCAUCUACAUUGUCGAUUUUAGGGCGUUGAGUUCUGUAUUGAAAUGAAUGCUUCUCUUUGAAUGUU